This is a messenger RNA of Amphiprion ocellaris (clown anemonefish), 4269 nucleotides long. Its product is annotated as seizure 6-like protein. The transcript has 17 exons. Gene Ontology annotation, biological process: synapse maturation. Gene Ontology annotation, cellular component: endoplasmic reticulum; neuronal cell body. The record is from RefSeq and is a predicted model, not a curated record. Bases 306 to 3128 code for a protein of 940 amino acids. NCBI's taxonomy places the organism in Eukaryota, Metazoa, Chordata, Actinopteri, Pomacentridae.
GAGAGAGAGAGAGAGAGAGAGAGAGAGAGAGAGAGAGAGAGGACAGAAGAGCCCGAGGAGGAGAGGAGGAGGAUGGAUCGGAGGCAGAAGCAGGAUUCCUUGUAGUCUGGAGGAUGCUGCUCUGACAUGCGGACCGUCUCCCGUUUUACCGGCUCCACCUGACCGACACCUCACCGCUACUCUCUCUCGCUCUCUCUCUCUCUCUCUCUCUCUCUCUCUCUCUCUCUCUCUCUCUCUCUCUCUCUCUCUCUCUGGACCUCCUCUCCUGCUCAUCCAUCCUCUCCUCUGGACAGGCUCCUGUCGCCAUGCCGCCGCCGGCUGCCUGCUCGGCCGGGUACCGCCGACUCCGGACCCGCCUGGCCGCGGUGCUGUGGAUCGGGCUGCUGUGGAUCAGCGCAUCGAGCGGAGAUAAAGUCCCCACAGCCUUGUCCUCCACCCAGCCUCCAGUGGGGCCAGCAGGGACUACAAAUGAAGGCAGCCCUAAAGGCAGAAGUUCCGGUACUGCCACGGCUGGUGGUUUGCUUCAGUCAGUGCUGGCCCAAAAGGGACGACUGGUCUCCCAGAAAGGGGACAUCAUUCCCUCUGCUCUACCCCAGAACCUGCUCCCUCUUCUGGGCAGAGGACUCAGUAUCAGCUCUCUCCCUGGAAGUCAAUCCCUGGAGCAUGAAAGCGGGGGAUUACCGAGGAGGGUAAAACCCCCAGCAUCAGCUGCAGCGUCAGGCCAAGGCAGUCAUCCAACUCAGCCUCUUCCCACAGACACACACUCUGAGCUGCUUCACACACAGACUCCUGAGCAGGAGACCGAGGUCACCACUGUGGGCUCGAUGCUGGACGUGGACACAGAGACAGAAGCACCUUCAUCAGCCGCAUCCAGCUGCAUGGUGAAUCUCUCCGACCCAGAGGGAUACAUAGACUCCUCUGAUGACCCCCCUCUGCCUGACGGUGCCCUCCUGCACUGCACCUACACCGUGACCGUGUACACCGGAUACGGAGUGGAGCUGCAGGUUAAGAGCGUCAACCUGUCAGAAGGUGAGCAGCUAUCUAUCCGAGGCGUCGAUGAACGAGGAGCCCUGAUGGUUCUGGCCAAUCACACGCUGCUGGUCGAAGGUCAGGUGAUCCGCAGUCCCACCAACAGUCUGUCGGUCUACUACCGCUCUGCACCAGAGGGAAGCAUGGGCAUCUUCCAGCUGCACUACCAGAUCUUCAGGCUGAGCUGCUCGUUGCCAAAAAGGCCUCACUUUGGGGAGGUGUCGGUGCUCGACCUGCUGCCUGGAGGCACCGCACGCUUUCACUGUCACAUGGGUUACCACCUACAGGGGGAGACGAAACUCACCUGCCUCAACGCCUCCCUGCCGGUGUGGAGCGGCAAGGAGCCCAGCUGCAGGGCUCUUUGUGGGGGCACAGUGAAGAAUGCGACAGUAGGGAGGGUGCUGUCACCUUCUCCCCACCAUGGGCCUAAUGCCACCCUGGACCGCUCGUGCUCCUGGUCCCUGGAGGCCCCCAAGGACCAGAGGCUGCACCUCCAUCUGGAGAGACUGGCCCUGGGACCAACUGACAGGUUGGUGCUGUGGAGUGGGCUGGAUGCUGGCUCUGUAGUUCUGUUUGACUCAGGUCGGGGCGGACAGAUACCCUUUGAGGGAGUGAUCAGCGAGGGUCCAGCUGUGAGGAUCCAGUUCAUCACUGACCAGCCAAACCACAACACAGGAUUCAACAUCCGCUAUGAAGCUUUUGAACGCGGUCACUGCUAUGAGCCAUACCUCCAGAAUGGGAACUUCACAACCUCGGACCCGUUGUACAGUGUUGGAGCUGUGGUUCAGUUCACCUGUGACCCAGGUCACUCUCUAGAACAGGGCCCUCCUGUUAUUGAGUGUAUCAGUGCCAGGGAUCCAUACUGGAAUGACACUGAGCCGCUAUGCAAAGCUCAGUGUGGAGGCGACCUGACGGGUCCUGGGGGGGUGAUUCUGUCUCCUAACUGGCCCGAGUGGUACGGAGAGGGAGAGGACUGCAGCUGGAGGAUACAUGUCGGCGAGGACAAACGGGUUCUGCUUGAUGUACAACUACUGAACAUCAGUGACAGCGACAUGUUGACCAUCACCGACGGCGACGAAGUCACGACUCACAUCCUGGGCCGCUACAUUGGAGGCAGCAAUCCCUUUAAGCUCUCCUCCACCACCCCUGACCUGACUGUCACCUUCCACUCCGACCCGGCGGGGCUCGUCUUUGGCAAGGGCGAAGGCUUCAUCAUCAACUAUAUGGAGGUAUCCCGAAAUGACUCCUGUCCAGACCUACCAGAGAUCCAGAAUGGCUGGAAAACAACGUCCCAUGUUGCACUGGUGCGUGGAUCUCGAAUCACCUACCAGUGUGAUCCUGGUUACGACCUGGUUGGACGAGAGACCCUCACCUGUCAGCUGGACCUGUCCUGGAGCUCACAGCCACCAUUCUGCGAAAAGAUCAUGUACUGCUCAGACCCAGGGCAUGUCGAACACUCCACCAGGUCUCUGUCUGACCCCAAACUCCUGGUGGGCACCACCAUUCAGUACAGCUGCAACCCCAGCUUCAUCCUGCAGGGCGGCGCUACCAUCACCUGCUACGGCCGUGAGCCUGGGACGCCCGUGUGGACCUCUCGACUCCCUCACUGUGUCUCUGAAGAUUCUGUUUCUUGUGAGAACCCUGGUCUCCCUGACAACGGCUACCAGAUCCUAUCCAAGAGGCUCUACCUGCCCGGCGAGUCGCUCACCUUUGUCUGUUACCAAGGCUACGAACUCAUAGGAGAGGUGGCCAUUAAAUGCAUCCUUGGAAACCCGUCGUUUUGGAGUGGCCCACUUCCACUGUGCAGGGCCAACCAUGACUGCUUUGGCAACCAUGCUUUGGAAGUUGCAGAGGCGACUGCCGGUUCCCCUCUGGAUGGAGGGAACAUCGCGCUGGCCAUCUUCAUCCUCGUUCUGCUGCUGUCAGUACUGCUGGGAGGAGCUUAUGUCUACGUUACACGGUGCAGAUAUCACUCCAACUUAAGGCUGCCUCUCAUCUACCCCCACCCUUACCGACAGAUCACUGUGGAGACAGAGUUUGACAACCCACUCUAUGAGACAGGAGGACAGGACACUCGCGAAUAUGAAGUAUCGAUAUGAGAAGCCUCUCUAAAAGACAUUUGUGAACCGAGACCGACCAACCCAUCCUUAAUCUUCAUCCUCCCCUCCCUCCCUUCUCCGCCCAGGAAGAGGCGAUGUAAAUACAAAUAAUGAUGUCCAGCCCUUUCUGACAUGAGAACCAGCGAUCAAUCCUGUUCUCUUCUCCUUUGAUGUGACAGCUUGUGCAGAGAAGGUGAGAAACAGGAGAGGAAAUGUGGUGCAAAGAGGACUGAGGCAGGUAGUCAGUGAUGGUCCGGCGUGGCUGGGAGAUGAUGGGAGAUGGAGGACGGAGGGAAAAGACUCAACGAUCAUCUGAGAUCAUCCAACAUGGUGGGAAAAGAGGAGAUGUUGAGUGCCACAGGACAAACAGAAGUUAAGGAGGGGAGAGGGGGAAGGAGUCAGGGACAGGACACAGUGUGAGAAAUGUGGAUCAAAGCACUUUUUAUUCUUUUCUUGAUUGUGAGUAGUUAGUAGAAAUCUGGAAGUAAUAAUCCUGAAGAUUUUUAUGAAACCAGCCUAAUUUUUAAAAAAUAUUUACAGGUAAAUUUAUUUCUGCUGUCAACAAAUGCAUUAUAUUUUUUAAUUGUUAGUGGUCACCAGUUCUUUACACAUAGAAUGAGUCCACUGGGCACAAGUUUAGGAGCCCAUGGCCUUUUUCCAUCAUUUUAAUAUACCUCCUGAUCAAAAUCUUAAGACCGCUUGAAAAUUUGCAAGAAAUUGCAUUUUGCACUGUUGGAUCUUAAGAAGGGUCUAAGUAGAGCUGAUAAAAUGCAAAAGGAGGUAAUCGGCGCAAGAAAAAAAUUGAAUAAAUGAUUUAUUGAAAACAGGGCUGCACAGUGGCGUAGUGGUUAGCACUUUCGCCUUGCAGCAAGAAGGUCCCUGGUUCCCGGGAUCUUUCUGCAUGGAGUUUGCAUGUUCUCCCUGUGCAUGCGUGGGUUCUCUCCGGGUACUCCGGCUUCCUCCCACAGUCCAAAAUAUGCUGAGGUUAAUUGAUUAUUCUAAACUGCCCGUAGGUGUGAAUGUGAGAGUGCUUGUUUGUCUUUGUAUGUGGCCCUGCGACAGACUGGCGACCUGUCUAGGGUGUCCCCUGCCUUCGCCUGAGUCAGCUGGGAUAGGCUCCAGCCCCCCCCCCCCCCCCCCC